Messenger RNA from Arabidopsis thaliana (thale cress), 1366 nucleotides. Its product is annotated as polyadenylate-binding protein 1-B-binding protein. The transcript has a single exon. The coding region runs from base 135 to 1100 and encodes 321 amino acids. NCBI's taxonomy places the organism in Eukaryota, Viridiplantae, Streptophyta, Magnoliopsida, Brassicales, Brassicaceae. The record is from RefSeq and is marked reviewed.
CUAUCCCAAUAAAGAAAAUGAAGUCACCUUCUUCUUCCUCUUUUCUCCUGUGUUGAUGAAAAAGCUUCAAGAUUCAAUCAAAUCAUCAAAAAAAAAAACUAUAACUUCUAUUGAUCUUGAUAUCUAAAUCCGCCAUGGAUCUUGCCCCAGAGGAGCUUCAAUUUCUCAACAAAAGAGGAAUUCUACGUGAAUCAACAUCAAUCCCACAAUAUUCUCUAAAAACCUUUUACCUCAUAACCCUAACCCUAAUUUUCCCUCUCUCCUUCGCAAUCCUAGCCCAUUCUCUCUUCACACAACCAAUCUUAGCUCAGAUCGAUACAUACCCACAAGCCGAUCAAUCUCAACUCCAACAUGAAUGGACCGUCCUCCUCGUUUUCCAAUUCUGCUACAUCAUCUUCCUCUUCGCCUUCUCUCUUCUCUCCACAGCCGCCGUUGUCUUCACCGUCGCUUCUCUUUACACCGGAAAGCCUGUUUCUUUCUCCUCCACAAUGUCAGCGAUACCUCUCGUCCUCAAAAGAUUGUUCAUAACAUUCCUCUGGGUCUCUCUUUUGAUGCUUGCGUACAACACCGUGUUCUUGAUCUUCUUGGUCACGUUAAUCGUAGCUGUUGAUUUACAGAACGUGGUUUUAGCUGUGUUUUCGUUGGUAGUGAUCUUUGUUCUGUUUCUUGUAGUUCAUGUUUAUAUGACAGCUUUGUGGCAUUUAGCUAGUGUAGUCUCUGUUCUUGAACCGAUUUACGGUUUGGCUGCGAUGAAGAAGAGUUAUGAGUUGCUUAAAGGGAAGACUCUUAUGGCUUGUUCGAUGGUUUUCAUCUAUCUUGUUCAUUGUGGAUUCAUUGCUGGAGUUUUUGGAGCAGUGGUGGUUCGUGGUGGUGAUGAUUACGGAAUUUUCGCUAGAAUCGUCGCUGGUGGAUUCUUGGUUGGUGUUCUUGUGAUAGUGAAUCUAAUUGGACUGCUUGUGCAGAGUGUGUUUUACUAUGUUUGCAAGAGUUUUCAUCAUCAGGAGAUUGAUAAAUCCGCUUUGCACGAUCAUCUCGGUGGGUAUCUCGGUGAAUAUGUGCCUCUUAAGAGCAACAUUCAAAUGGAGAACUUUGAAGUUUGACUGCAUCAUCAAACAGAGUAAAUCAGGUUUUUUGCAGUUUGAAAAUGUCUUUGUAUGUUUGUAAUAUUUGUAAUCUUUUCACUAAGUGAAUUUUUGUUUUUUACUUGCAUAUCCAAUGUAACGAGGGAAGAGACUUGUUUUUACAGAGUUUCUGUUACUUGUUAGAUACUUCUUGUUCUUGCAUUCAGGUUAUACAAUGAUAUGAGAGAAUAUUUUGACAAAAGAAAAUGGGCUAUAUAAUGGUUCAAGAGUCUGGUUGUGUUCUG